This is a messenger RNA of Trichomonas vaginalis G3, 957 nucleotides long. RefSeq lists its product as uncharacterized. The record is from RefSeq and is a predicted model, not a curated record. NCBI's taxonomy places the organism in Eukaryota, Parabasalia, Trichomonadida, Trichomonadidae. The transcript has a single exon. Bases 1 to 957 code for a protein of 318 amino acids.
AUGUCUGGAAGCAUAUAUUUUAAAUCCGCUGAUAAAUGUUUAUUUGAAAGAUGCAAUUUUUCAUUUGUACAAGCCACUAUGAUGACAUCCUGUUCAUUUAUUGACUUUUUAAACGAUAAUUGCAUAUUCUAUGUGAGAACAGAUAAAACUAAGCCUUUAUAUUCAAAUAAAAAUAUUACAAUUUAUCUUGGUGACAUUAUAUUUACAGACAACGUUCCAAUUCCAAAUAUUGAAAAUCAUCCUAUUCCAAUUCCAAAUAUUUAUUCAAACACCACUAAACUUAAACCAAAAGAAUCAAUGAAAUUUAAUUUCAUUACAGAAACAUUCGAAAUAAAUGACUGUCAAUUUAUCGAUUUGAGUUUUCCAGCAGAAAAUGGAUCUGCAAUAAACAUCUACCGUCCAAUGUAUGAAUAUAUUUUGUAUGAUCCGAAAAUUAGUGUCGAAUCAUGUUAUUUCUAUAACUGUAUUAGUGAAUCCAAUCCAGCAGUAUUGUCCAUAUCCUAUAUUAAUUGCAGUGUAACCAUUAAAAAGAUGUGUUCGUUCAAUUGUGCAGGUGCUAUUUACAUGAUUUCAAAUAUUAAUACUCUCUCGACAAUUAAUUUUAAUUCUUCUACCAUUUUCUCAAAUAGCGAUAAUUCUUUGAAGAAUGACAUAACUGCCAUACGAUUCAAUGCAGAAGGUGCCAAUCAUUAUUCAUAUAGUUUUGGAUGUAACCAAACCCAUGGAAGUUAUAAUUUUGCAGCAAGUAUUUCUGUGAAAUUGAAUGUUUCAUUUUCCCAUUAUGAAAAUUUGACAUCUAUGCUAGGUUUCGCGCAUCCUCUUUCAUCAUUUAUUAAUUGCAACUUUGUUGAAAUUAUUUGUUAUCCAGGAGUUAUCCGUCUACAUGAAUUUAUUCCAAAUUUAACAUUUAAUAAUUGUGUGUUUUGCAAAACAAAUUAUCUUGAUAUCUUCGAAUAG